UAAAUACAUAAAAACAUUCUCGAUUCGACUUUGGGCGAAUCCUCUGUGUAUGAAUCGUCUUGGGGCGAAACCUCGAAAUAUCGUUGGCAAUUAACAAGAUUUUCUUAUCAAUGGCUACCUGAUAUGGCUCAUCCCAAUCUGUCCCCACACCUGCAUACUGAGGAGUGCAACGGGUACAUCAAGGAAUACCAGGACUGCCACGCGGAUCUAUGGAAGAAAUUCUCAGGCCAAUGUAAUCCUGAGUAUCUUGCUAUGAUGAAAUGUUUUAGGAGAGAGAAAGAUUAUAAAAGAAAGAACCACAAACUACGUGUGAAGAUUUAUGUUGAAAAGCCAUCCCAACCUGAAGAUCACACCGCUGACGAUUAACAAACUACAAACACACUUAACAGUUUUACAUAUAAACUUCACUCUUAAUCUCAGAUUCAUUUUUUUGAAACACGAGCCCGAAGUUGACAUAUGAUCAGAUCCCUAUAAAUCACCUUCUUUGUAAGAAGUAUUGAAGCCAAUUGUGAUAACGUUAUAACAAUUAUUUAAGACAGUAUUUUUGAAGAUAAUAUUUAGCAAGUGUGACAAAACCACAAACAUGUCUGUCAUCCAGUUACCGCAAAAGAAGUAUUAUCGGCAGCGGGCGCACUCGAACCCUAUGUCCGACCACAGCUUUGACUACCCUGUGAAACCAGCAGAAAUGGACUGGCACUCUUACUAUCCUGAUAUCUUUAAGUCCCUCGAUUCUGUUGCUACUGAUGAGCAGGAUUAUGAUUUUAAGGGAGGUAAUGAUGCCUCAAACAGAGGUAAUAAUGCCUCUAAGGGAGAUAAUGAUUCCUCCAAGGGAGGUAAUCCCAAAGUUGAAUUCGCUGAUAUAGGGUGUGGCUACGGGGGUCUGCUAGUGGAUUUAUCUCCCCUGUUUCCAGACAAGCUCAUGCUCGGCAUGGAGAUCAGAGUCAAGGUGUCAGAUUACGUGAAGGACAGGAUUGUAGCAUUACGAAACAAACAUCCCGGUCAGUAUCAAAACAUCGCCUGUAUUCGUACAAACGCGAUGAAGUACCUGCCGAAUUUCUUCGAGAAAGGCCAACUGUCGAAGAUGUUCUUCCUCUUUCCUGACCCCCAUUUCAAGAAGACCAAGCACAAGUGGAGAAUCAUCAGCACCACCCUGCUGGCAGAGUAUGCGUACGUAUUAUGCGAGGGUGGAAUCGUCUACACCAUCACAGACGUCAAAGAUCUCCAUGACUGGAUGGUGGAACAUUUCGAGAAGUUUCCACUGUUCAAGAGAAUGACCGAGGAUGAACUGACGGGAGACGUUGUCAUAUCCAAGCUGUUCAAUAGCACAGAGGAAGGUCAGAAGGUCACGAGAAACAACGGUGAAAAGUUCCUGGCUGUGUUUAGAAGAAUAGCUGACCCACAUAGCUAGGCAGCUUUAAGAUUGCUCACAAUUAUUGAUGUGUAUGAUUGAAGAGCUGAAUGUUGACUUUGUGUUGUAGUCCGAUGAAUAUUUGCAAAAUGGAAGACUUGUAUGUAUUUGUUAUGAAGACUGCAGUUUUUUGAAAGACUGUAUAAAUAUCUUUGAUGCAUUACUGUAAAGAUUGUGAAGAAUACAUGGAAAAAUGCCAUCAUGAUGUGAAAAAUCAGGUACUAUUCCGUUGCAUUUUGAUAAUGUUUCAACAAAUACAGUGUAUUAGAAGCUUUCAAAUUGAUAGCUGAUUUGAUUAUUUUGUACACAAUUAAGUUAUUAUGUUAUUGUCAAAUUUUAAGAGUAUUAGAUUUGGGCAACAUCAGAAGAUAAGUUUGCAAAUCACUUGUCCUUAUCUGUUUGUGUCCUUAUCUGUUUGCAUUUCAAGAAAAUCUAAUAUAAACCUUUUAAAGGUUAGUUGCAUUCUCUACUGAAUUUAAAGGGGCCUUUUCACGUUUUGGUAAAUUGAAAAAAUUAAAAAUAAAUGUUUCAGAUUUGCAAA
Messenger RNA from Dreissena polymorpha, 1949 nucleotides. Its product is annotated as tRNA (guanine-N(7)-)-methyltransferase-like. Gene Ontology annotation, cellular component: tRNA methyltransferase complex. The transcript has 4 exons. Gene Ontology annotation, biological process: RNA (guanine-N7)-methylation; tRNA methylation. The record is from RefSeq and is a predicted model, not a curated record. Gene Ontology annotation, molecular function: tRNA (guanine(46)-N7)-methyltransferase activity. NCBI's taxonomy places the organism in Eukaryota, Metazoa, Mollusca, Bivalvia, Myida, Dreissenidae. Bases 584 to 1408 code for a protein of 274 amino acids.